CACUCUAUGCAUCCCGAUGCUUCGCCUUCGAACGCACCCCUUCUCUGGCGGCCGCUGCCUUCUUGCCGCCGGCGCUCGUUCCUCCCAUCGAAGGGCGGGGACCUCGAGGAAGAAGGGUCCUACUCCCCCUCUUCCGCCCCCGAGCCCGCCGAAUCCGCCGAAGAAGCCCACCCCCUCCACCUUCCUCGGCGUUACCUGGCACGACUCCUACAGCUGGAUGUCCAACUUCGAAGACCCCGUCGCCAUGCGCCACAUGGAUGUGCACAUGGAGCAGGAGGAGAAGUACACGGAGGCCGUCUUGAUAGCCUCCGGCGCCGACCGGUUCCAACGCAAGCUCAUGAUCGAGAUGGCCCCAAGGAUGGCGGCUGAUCUGUGCACGCCACCUGUGAAGCUGGGCCCGUGGCUUUACUACCGCCGGGCGGAGGAGGGGAAGCAGUUCCAUGUGCUCUGUAGGAGGUCCGCGGCCCUUCACCAGGAGUUUAUUUCUUACAGCGAGCCGUCGGUGGGCUUCGAUUUCCAGUCCGGGAGAAGGAUCGAGCAGAAGCUGGUGGAUUACAACCAAGAAGCUGAGCGGUUUGGUGGAUGCUCAUAUGAAGAACGAUCUGAGGUAUCUCCAGACCAUCAUUUUAUUGCUUAUACUAUGUAUGAUAAAGAAAAAGAUUCCUUCACUUUAUGUGUGAGGGAUUUAACUACUGGCAUGCUAUGUGACAAACCUCAAGCAGAUCGAGUUGCUAAUCUCUCAUGGGCUAUGAAUGGGAAAGCAUUACUCUACACUGUCACCGAUAAUGAUAAACGUCCAUAUCGGAUCUUUUGUAGCAUUCUUGGAUCUAAUAAAGAUGAUAUUCUUAUUUUCGAAGAAUCCAAGGAUAAUGCUGUUGUGGAGAUUAGAAAUACCAAAGACUUUCAGUUUAUAACUGUAAACAUUUUUUCGAACAAUUCAUCAAAGGUGUUCUUGAUAAAUGCCGCUGAUCCAUUUUCAGGCAUGACAUUAGUGUGGGAAUGUGAACCUUAUGUUCAUUGCAUAGUGGAACACCACCAAGGUUGGUUAUAUUUAUUUACAGAUGCUGCUAGAGGAGGUGAAGCAGUAGACUAUCAUUAUCUACUUCGCCGUGUUGCUAAAGAUUAUGAUUCCAGAAACUGGGAGAGUUUUCUUCUUGAGGAUCUUGGUGUUAACAUUGUAGACAUUGAUUUUUGUGAAACUCACAUGGUUCUUAUUCUUAAAGAAGGCAAAUUGUUCAGAUUAUGUUCUAUACCUCUACCUCUAUCUGUGGAUGGAAAAGGACCUGUGCAUCUUUCAGCUCUCCAGCCUUGCUUUUUGCCACUUCCUGAACAUGUUUGUCAGAUUAUGCCUGGUCCAAAUUAUGAUUAUCAUUCCUCCAUUAUGCGAUUUAUAAUUUCGUCACCCGUGAUGCCGGAUGCCACUGUUGAUUAUAACUUAACAAAUGGAAAGUGGCACAUAGUGCAACAACAUAAUAUUUUGCAUGAGCGCACGCGAACUUUGUAUGGCUCUGCAGCCAUUUCAGACACUAAAGAAGCACCAGUUUCAAAAGGAGUAGGCAGCCAUGAUCAUCCCCAUUGUUCAGAUGGUGUGUGGAACGAGCUUACUGAGUUUUAUGCGUGUGAAUAUUUAGAGGUUCCUUCAAACAAUGAGGUCCUUGUCCCCUUAACAAUCAUAUACUCUCGAAAGCACAAGCAUGAGAACAGUCCAGCACUGCUUCAUGGUUAUGGUGCUUAUGGUGAACUGUUAGAUAAGCGCUGGAAAAGUGAGUUCAAAAGCCUACUGGAUCGUGGUUGGGUGAUUGCUUAUGCUGAUGUCAGAGGUGGUGGUGGUGGUGGUAAGAAGUGGCACAAUGAUGGAAAGCGUAGCAGAAAACAGAAUUCAAUCAUCGACUAUAUUUCAUGUGCUGAUUUUCUAGUUCAAGAAGGUAUUGUGCAAGAGAACAAGCUUGCGGGUUGGGGAUGUGGUGCCGGAGGGCUUUUGGUUGCUUCAGCUCUUAACAGUCGUCCAGAUUUGUUCAAGGCUGCAGUUUUGAAGGUUCCUUUUCUAGAUGUCUGUAACACUCUGCUCCACCCUGUUUUGCCUCUCACACCUGCUGAUUAUGAGGAAUUUGGCUAUCCUUUUGAAGUUGAAGAUUUUCUUGCCAUCAGGAAGUAUUCCCCUUACGAUAAUAUUCAAAAGGAUGUUCCUUAUCCAGCUGUUUUGGUAACGUCAUCUUUGAAUACAAGGUUUGGGAUAUGGGAAGCAGCUAAAUGGGUUGCAAAAGUAAGAGAGCUGACCGUCUAUGAUCCUCAGAGGCCAAUCCUGUUUAAUCUGACAGCGGAUAUAGUCGAAGAAAGUAAGUAUCUAGAGGCCAAAGAGUGUGCCCUGGAAGCUGCUUUUCUCAUAAAAAUGGUGUCAGAAUCCUAGACGUAAGCCAUAUGCACCGAACAUGGAUGGAAUCCAAUGCUUUUGUUGCCUUCUUCAGAGGCUUCCUUUCCUCAUGGUUCCUAGCGAAUGUGCUAAUUGCGUCCAGGUCUUGCCAAGGGAAGAAAACUAGUGAAGUUAAAAGCAGCUUCCAACCUAAGCAGAUCAUCUGAAAUAUCAAUGUGAUUCUCAGAUAAACGAACUAAAAUGCCAUCACUUACAGUGGAUGUUUCAGUGACCCUAACAACAGUUGCCUUGUUGCUCGUUGAUUGAGAUGCUAAAGCGGUUUGUUCUUGUAGCUUGUUAAACAAUGUUACGGAGCAGAACGAGGACUUUGCAAGAUAUAAAUUAUUUGGUCUUGAGUUAGUUUUUUAUUCCGGUUGUUUCAUCAGAGUUCAUAAUGUACCUUUGUUCAUUAUGUGACGCAUGUAAAUAAUCUUGGAUAGUUUCAUAAAAUAGGCAAUGUAGUGGGAAACAAAAUAAUUAACCAUUUUCUA
Messenger RNA from Zingiber officinale, 2901 nucleotides. RefSeq names its product protease 2-like. Lineage: Eukaryota; Viridiplantae; Streptophyta; Magnoliopsida; Zingiberales; Zingiberaceae. The transcript is spliced from 10 exons. The coding region runs from base 17 to 2407 and encodes 796 amino acids. Gene Ontology annotation, molecular function: serine-type endopeptidase activity. Gene Ontology annotation, biological process: proteolysis. The record is from RefSeq and is a predicted model, not a curated record.